CGAAGAACUCUGACGUCACCCAUUCACUUCCGGGCUGGAAACCGCUACCCGGGUGAUGCUAAAAAUGACUCAUUUGACACAUUUUUAUAACGGUUUUACAAAGUGCUUGAAAUAUUAACUUGGCGACGGACCCACGACGCGUUUUGACGUGGUCAGAAUAAUGACAGCGCGGUGCUUUGAAUGGUAACAAUAGCGGAUUGGAGCCGGCGAGAAGCGGCUGAGGUCUGCUCGGCUCCCUGCAGAAAGCAACCCAGCCGCAGCUACGAGCCUACGAGACAUAUUUCUGCCUGAAUAUUUGAGUCAUCUUAUGCAGUGACUUUCUUCCUCUCAAGAUGAAGUUAAAGGAAGACAUCAACCCCCUGCUACUACAGGUCUUUCGCUCCGUGGUUUGGGUCUAUUCAGUGAUCACCUUCAUACCCUGGUACUUCUUCUCUGGGGCCAGUACCAACCUGGAAUGGGCACGCCGCAUCAAAGCCCGUUCGGUUAGCGGGCACCCAGCCGGGCCUUAUAGGGCUAUCAACAGUCAAGAGAAGCUGGUGGCGUGGCUGCACCCUGGGGUGGAUACUCUGGAUAAAAUGUUUGCAUAUGCCGCCAAGAGGUUUCCCCAGAGGGACUGUCUAGGCACCAGGGAGGUGCUGAGUGAGGAGGACGAGCUCCAACCAAAUGGCAAGGUCUUUAAGAAGGUCAUCCUUGGGAACUAUAACUGGCUGUCAUAUGAGGAGACCUACCAGGCAGCGAGGACAUUCGGUAGUGGGCUUGCGUCUCUCGGCCAGAGGCCAAAAUGCAAGAUCGCAAUCUUCUGCGAGACCAGAGCUGAGUGGAUUGUAGCAGCCCAGGCCUGCUUUAUGUACAACUUCCAACUUGUGACGCUGUAUGCCACUCUUGGACCUACGGCCAUCGCCCACGGUCUGAACGAAACAGAAGUCACACACAUCAUCACUAGUAAAGAUCUGCUGCAGGGCCGUCUCAAGGCCAUUCUGUGUGAUGUCCCGAGGCUGCAGUUUGUCAUCGUGGUCGACAAGAAGCUGUCAAGUUGGCAGGACAUUCCCAGAGGCAUCAUGGUUCACAGCAUGGAGGCCGUAAAAGAGAUGGGAUCCAAGCCCGAAAACUUAGCAACAGACCGUAGAGAGCCACUAUCCUCAGACAUUGCCGUCAUCAUGUACACCAGCGGCUCCACAGACCUCCCCAAGGGUGUCAUCAUCUCCCACGGCAACAUCAUCGCUGGCAUCACCGGCAUGGCAGAGCGAAUCCCCAACCUCAAUGAAACAGACACCUACAUUGGGUACCUGCCGUUAGCUCACGUCUUGGAGCUCAGCGCAGAGCUUGUCUGCAUCUCUCAUGGCUGCCGUAUCGGCUAUUCCUCCCCUCAGACUCUCGCCGACCAGUCGACCAAAAUCAAAAAGGGCAGUAAAGGUGAUGCCAGUAUGUUGAGACCUACGCUCAUGGCUUCUGUUCCAGAAAUAAUGGACCGUAUUUAUAAGAACGUGAUGACAAAAGUGGAGGGCAUGAGCAAAUUUCAGAGGACGCUCUUUGUGCUGGCGUAUAACUACAAGAUGGAGCAGAUCUCCAAAGGCUACAGCACACCUCUUUGUGACAGUCUGGUGUUCAAGCGUGUCCGUGCGCUGCUGGGUGGCAACACCCGCGUGGUUCUCUCUGGCGGGGCUCCAUUGUCGGCCGCCACGCAGCGCUUCAUGAACAUCUGUCUGUGCUGCCCUGUGGGCCAAGGCUACGGCCUGACAGAGACCUGUGGAGCAGGCACCAUCAGCGAGAUUUGGGACUACAGCACAGGACGGGUCGGAGCACCUCUGGUUUGUUCAGAGAUCAUGCUCAAGGACUGGGAAGAGGGAGGCUUCUACAGCACAGACAAGCCCAACCCACGAGGGGAAAUUGUGAUGGGUGGGCCAAACGUAACAAUGGGCUACUACAAAAAUGAUAUCAAGAACCGGGAGGACUUCUUUGUGGACGCUAAAGGCCAACGGUGGUUCUGCACGGGGGACAUUGGAGAGUUCCACUCCGACGGAUGCCUCAAGAUCAUUGACCGCAAGAAAGACUUGGUGAAACUGCAGGCUGGUGAGUACGUCUCUCUCGGAAAAGUGGAAGCUGUUCUGAAGAACUGCGCACUCGUAGACAACAUCUGUGCCUAUGCCAACAGUGACCAGUCCUACGUGAUCAGCUUCGUGGUCCCCAACCAGAAGCAGCUGAUGGCGUUGGCAGAGCGAAUGCAAGUGCGAGGCACAUGGGAGGAGAUCUGCAACAGCCCCGUGAUGGAGAAGGAAGUCCUCCGCAUCAUCAAAGAUGCUGCGCUCUCAUCAAAACUGGAGCGGUUCGAGAUCCCCGUGAAGGUCCGCCUCAGCGCGGAAGCCUGGACACCAGAGACUGGCCUGGUCACCGACGCUUUCAAACUAAAACGCAAGGCGCUCAAAACCCACUACCAAGAUGACAUUGAAAGGCUGUACGGAGGGAAAUAACACUUGCAUGCACAUAAUAAAGACAGGCACGCACAUAAUACUACACAGGCAGUGCAGUGCUGCAAAGACUUGAAGAGGAUGUAUUAUGCUUAAAACACAGUUCACAUUCAAAAACAAGCCAGCCUCCCAGAGAAAAUGCAGCUCAUCAGUCCUUUCUACCUUCCACCCAAGCAGUGACUCACUCCCAACUCCACUCCUAUCCAUGUGCUGAGCCCUCAGAGUUGCCAUGGCAACCAAGACCUAAUAGGAACUUCUGCAUGAAGUGAAACAAAUGUGAGGUUCAGACCAGCCACCCUUUUCUCUUCCCAGGGGCCAGCAACCGGUACAGCACACUCUUGGCCUAAAAACUCUAUGUGGGGAAAGAAUGGGGUCGCAUAAGUUUAGCCUUCAAAAGUCAAUCUGUUGUUUUUCUUUUUUUGAAUCUGGGUUUCUGUCUUUAUCAAUGAUAUAUGACGAGAACCCGCAAGAGUCAAGGUUCUUGUUGGAUAUUGGCUUGUUUCUGAUCAUCUUUUAACUGUCUUAUCAACAAUUUGGGCCCAGAUUUAAGAACACCAGAAGGAGUAAUACUCAGGUUGUUACAUGCAGGGACAACUUCUUUUUUUUUUUUCUACCUGUGUUCCUCUGUUGCUUCUCAUUUUCUCUUUCGUUUGUUUGAGGAAAAAGUGAUUCAAAGCCAUGAGCGAUUGAGCAUUUUUUUUUUGGCAUACACUUUUUGUUACUAUUCUAUGACAACCCCACAAUUUUUAUUCACCAUUUUCUGCGUUUGUGUUUUGUAUUUCUCCUCCACUGAAUGACUGAAAGACUCCACUAAAAAGUCGGUCAGCGGCUAAGAUCAAAUGCGAGGGCUGGAUCGUUUACCCGUGUCCCAAAGUUUGUUUACUCUAGUGCAUGUUUACUGAUUUGUUUCCACCUUUGUCGGUGGUCUCCAGUCGGAGGAGACCAUGGGCAUGUCCAAAGUUUGUGUGUGGAUUGCAAAUGUCGCCCUACCUCACAUUUUUCCUCAUCGUGCGCCAUGUCGGGUUGCAGCCAACCUACUGUCAGCUUUCUCCCGUUAUUAUGCACCUUGUCGGGUUUUGUUCCUCCCGUCAAAUGUACCUUGUUACGACCUUUCUUGGUAUAAUGCACAAUGUCGGGUUGCGUAAUGUGUCACCGUCCUUUAGUCAUGACGCGCCUGUUUCUUGCCCCUGGAUAACACUGUUAUCUCUAUCCCGCUUAACGGGUGGUGGCUAAUUUACUGUUUUGUUCCUCUCAUCAGACUUACCAUGUUCCUCGUAAUGAUGCACCUUGUCUGGCUGCGGUUAACGUAAGAUGUUAUGGUCCUCUUGUCAAUGGAAACGAUAACUUACUAUGUUCAUUCCGUGAUGAUAUGCCUUGUUGGGAUGUGAAUAAUGUACGAGGUUAUGGUCCUCGAGUCAAAGUACGCCCUGUCGGGUUGUGGCGGCACUCACUCAUGAGCGUAAACAUGUCUCCACCAUCACCAGACAGAACAUUUGAAGAUAAAAUCCCAAUAAAUGACUUAAGCGCUGAUUGGAUUUGUCAAAGGCAACCUAGUUUCCUCAUAGUUCCUUUUUCUUUGUCCUCCUUAUGCCUAAUUAUGUUUUUUCCUACUUGUGAAUAUAAAUUACAAAUGAAUGUGCAAUAUUUACACGUAAAUUUUAAACAAAAUAUUUAGGUCGGUAACAAAAAACAGGCACAGUAAGGAUCUUUCUCCAUAGACCUUGUUAAAGCCAGUCUUCUAGCGGAGUAGUAAGACAUAGGAACCUGCAGGGGUAAAAGGAAGCAUGGUAGAGAGACACUGUAAGGAUGUUUACUGGUAAAUUGUUCUAUUUAGGGUGGAAUGUAGGGAUGGGCUGAAUUGAUCAAGAUUUUUUGUGUCAUAUCUCAAAGUAAUUGGGGCACAAUGGCGAAGUUGGGCUACAAACUACUUUGCUCAAUGGAACACUGGCAAAGAAACAGGAUAUGGGAACAUUUAGAAAAAGUCAAAAUAUCAACAAAUCAUCUUUAUGUUCCUCCUAUAGUGCCAUCCAUCCCUUUGGAAAGUGAACAUGGUCGUAUAGAAAUGGCUUGUGCACCAAACCGCGGACAUUAUGAUUCCACAAAGAGAUACCAAACAGGCAUGGUGGGAGUUGAUGAACACACUCCAAUAUAUUUAAAUAAUCUCACUUAAGUGUGGCGUGAAACUUUUUUUUUUUUUUAUACACAUCGCAAGUGACAUUUAUGUAUGUACCUUUUAAAAAUGUGUAUGAAGGUGUAAAUAAAAUGUUCUACCAUUUGCAUAUUUAAAUUCAUGUACAUUCAUAAUCACUGUAGCUUUGUGGUGUUAACAAGCAUAUUUUUCCGUCAAGGACACUUUUUUUUUAUCUUACUCCCUACCCCCGACCUGUUAUGUUAAGCACCCCCAUCUUCUCCCAUCGCUGCCUGGAAUACAAAAUCUGUUUGUAGAUAUUUAGCAUGUUUUUUAUUUUCUACUGUACUACCGGGGAAUCCGUAGUUACUGUGCUGUUUUGCUGCUCUUCCUCUGCCUGACUUGAGGCGGCGUGUUGCCUUCUGACACACUCGAAGAAUGUGACAUCACAAGUCCCACGUCCUUACUCCCAAUUAAGUGGUAACAGUGGAAUGUCACUCUUGUAAAUAUGCUGACAGGAGGGGGAUGGCGCCAUAAUCUUUAAAAGCUAGGUUUCCUCUGCAUAUAUUCAAUAAUAAUCUUUAAUACUGAGCAUUUUCUUCCUUCUAUGGGAGCAGUGAGGGGGCCCCUUCAACCAGUUUGGAAAGAAAGUGUCUCUUUCUUUUGUCUCUGUGACUUGGCCUUGAACAUUGUGUAAUAAAAUGAAAAGUUUGUGUUGUAA
Nerophis ophidion (straightnose pipefish) is the source of this 5314-nucleotide messenger RNA. It is a transcript of the gene acsl3b, whose product is annotated as acyl-CoA synthetase long chain family member 3b. Bases 333 to 2468 code for a protein of 711 amino acids. The record is from RefSeq and is a predicted model, not a curated record. The transcript is spliced from 15 exons. NCBI's taxonomy places the organism in Eukaryota, Metazoa, Chordata, Actinopteri, Syngnathiformes, Syngnathidae. Gene Ontology annotation, cellular component: plasma membrane; lipid droplet; endoplasmic reticulum. Gene Ontology annotation, molecular function: long-chain fatty acid-CoA ligase activity. Gene Ontology annotation, biological process: long-chain fatty acid metabolic process; neuron differentiation; long-chain fatty-acyl-CoA metabolic process.